GCUGGCGCUGGAGGCAGACUUGGGUUGGUAGUCAGUUGCUGUCGCCUAGACGUCCGCCUGGAGCAGAUGGAGGCAGCCUGCGGCCGCUAGCGGGAGGCCAGCAGCUGAAAGGCCAGGGCGACUCUGGGACCUCCGCAGCUGCCACCAGUGGGGCAAGACGACCGGGCUUUAAGAGCGAGAGUAUUAGCACCCACCCAUACCUCUGCUCUUUGAUUUUAUUAUGCUGCUGUAUGAAAGGUUGAAAGACUUCUCAUCUUCUGCUUUUGAAUUCUGACUUCUUCAUGCUCAGGCAUCAUAUUAAUAUUCUUGAAGUUUUGUCUAUAGAUGGCGUUUAAUGAUUGCUUUAGUUUGAAGUAUCCUGGCAACCCCCGGCCAGGGGACUUGAUUGAAGUGUUUCGUCCUGGCUAUCAGCACUGGGCCUUGUACUUGGGUGAUGGCUACGUCAUCAACGUAGCACCUCUAGAGGAUGGCAUUCCUGCAUCAUUUACAAGCGCCAAGUCUGUCUUCAGUAGGAAGGCCCUGGUGAAGAUGCAGCUGUUGAAGGAUGUUGUGGGAAAUGACACAUAUAGAAUAAACAAUAAAUAUGAUGAAGCAUACUCCCCUCUCCCCACGGAAGAAGUCAUGCAACGGUCAGAGUUUGUUAUUGGACAGGAGGUGGAAUACGACGUACUGGUCAACAACUGUGAGCAUUUUGUGACUUUGCUUCGCUAUGGAGAAGGAGUUUCAGAGCAGGCCAACAGAGCAAUAAGCACCAUUGGGUUUGUGACAGCCGCCGCCAGUGCCUUCUCAUUCCUGGGCUUGUUCUCAAAGAGACAAAAAGCGAAAUACUGUUAACAGUUUACUGAAGAGGUAUUGGAACUGAAGGAAUUUGUGAGGAGGGGAAAAGGAAAACCUGGGAGGAAUGCUUAUUUUCAAUGUAUCAUUAUUGUUUCAAACCCCAAUGAUGGAUGGCGAGUUCUUUAAUACUUUAAUAAAUUGCUUAGUGGUAUUAUCUCAUCACUGAGCCAAGGAAAUUCUGCUCCCUGCUAGCGUAGAUUUUCUGUGGCAGCCUGAACAAGAAGCAGUAGCCUUUAGAGUGAGCCAGCAGAGGAUCUUAACAAAAUCACAUUACCUUAUCUUUUACUAUAAAUAUUAUUUUCCUUUUCCCUGAGGGUGGCUAUUUUGUAUUUGCCAGAGGGAAGAAGAGAAGAUUAUAUGUGAUUUUGAAAAAAAAAAGAUAAGAGCUCCAAAUGGUUAGGGUUGACAUCUAAAUUCAUACUCCUGGCCAGCAAAGAAAUUGGGAAAUUCGGCAUUUGGUUAGGCAGUUUGGAGAAGUUGGCUUAAGAAGCCUUUUGAGGGUGGAUGCCCAUGCCCUUGCUCCUGUGCCCAGGGGCAGUGGGGAGGGCUGAGAGGGAGGGGGCUCUUGGCUCCAGUGUUUCAGAUCCAGUGACUUUCUCAGAAACUACCCACUUAUCAGAAAAGUCCCUGACAAGCAAGAAUGGACUGUUACCCACAUUGUUUCCUUUGGCUUUUGAAGUAUUUCAAAGGUUUUAACCUUAGAAAGACAUUAAAGUAGGUUUCAGGUGCCAAUUUUAGAAAAUCAUAUCCCAUAUUACUUUUUAAGGCUUUUACUGGAAGUCAAGGAGAGUUGUGAUUUUAUUCUUGCAUUUUAUUGAUCAUGUGUUGAAUGAAACAAACUGCUUUUUAGUGCCGUUCCAGUGGAAUUGUUGUCGACAGCAGGUGGGGAAAAAUGAUUGUGGUCUCUAUGCCCUAAGACUUUAUCAGACAUUAUAACACACUAACAGCCAAUGACAUGCUUUCUGUGACAUCAUUAAAAGCAUAAGCAUUACAUAAAAAAUGUUCAGGUAAAUAUUGAGGAGGGUAUGCAAUGAGGGAGCUGGGAAUAUGGUAGAUAAAAUGAUUGAACAGAAGACUCAAAGAAAGACGUGGACCUAUUAAACUGAUUCAGAUUUUACCCAGGGCCAAAAAUACUUCACAGUGUAAUUGCAGGGUUAAGAACAGAGGUAACAGAAGGGGCCAUAUACUGCAGUCAGCGUCAGGAGAGACCUUAUCUCUCUUCCCUCCUGGGUCCCUGACUUACCGCUUCCCUUUCUCGUGGUGCCAACUCUGCCCCCAGAUGACCCCAAACUCUCUCUUCCUUCCCUGGACCUCUGGGGAGGAAUGGGUGUCUCCUACCAGACACCAUGACCCAAUAAUGCCCCUUCAUUUUUAUUCUAGAUUUAGUUUCCUGUUUCUUUUAUAUCUUGCUCUCCAGCAAUAGUUUGAGAAGAAAACGAGCACUUUGCUAAUAUUGUCAAAUUAGGGUGAGAUUGGUGGCAGUUUAGGUGUUACUUUUCCCAAAGCAUGUGUACCUUUUAAUAAAGGUACCUGCAGAGGAAUCACAGUGCAUGGGGGUGGGGGCAGGUUUGAGGUCAGACCUUCUGAGAAUUCUCAAGUCAAAUCUUUCUAAAGAACUCUGGACUUCUCCACUCCAGAUGACAGUCCUCGCUGUGCUAGAAAAUGGCAUAAUGCACUUUUAUGUUACAUUCAUGGAUUAAUUUUUUACAUACUGUUCAAGACUCCAGUAAUUUUCACCCUUAAAGGUAAGCCCACAAAGCUAGUCACCAGUGUUCCCCUAAAAAUGGCCACUCUUGCUGAUGAGCAGCUCAGAGUGAAAAGUCGGCUUUUCCCAGAGGUGAUCAUUGGUGUGUGGCCUUGCUCAUUGUGCUUCUAUUAGGCCUUUUCCCAAGACUAGGAAGCCUUCCUCUGAGCAUAUUUUUAGCAAAGUUAGUAUAGAGUUCGACUUUAUCAGUUCCACCUCCACAAAGAUGUGUGAAAUAAAGAUUUUUCACUUAUCAGAUACCAAACAGGUUGUUGGAAAAAUUGGGGCAAACGAAAAAGGUGUAUAUUUAUUAAAUCAGGAUUUUAAAAAAACAUUGUUAUGCUAUCUAAAUGCCACAGUGUAUCAAUUGACUCUUCUUGCUUUAAAGGUUGAAUUACUAAAUACAGACAUGACAUGUUGCUCACGAAACUGAGUUACCAUAUUUAUAUGUUGACAUAACAUUACUUAACUGUAAGCUAAAUAUCUUUUUACCCUUUCAUCCUUUAUUAGUAGCUACUGAAUUAGACACAUUUUGAAAAUUAUCAUUCUCCAAGAACUGUGCACCAAAGGCUAAAAGCAAAUAAAAUAUAAAUAGAGAGAGUUUGUUUUUAUAGAAAUUUGCAUUUGUGCUGCUGGUUUGUGUAACAAAGUGCAUUACUGAAUCCAUACACCAGUGUCAGGCACAUAACUGACACUCACAGAAUAAGACUGGUUACAUAAUUGCCUAUGGACUGUUGAAGAUCUUUAAGUUAGCAAAAUUAGAUUCACUCUUACAAGUAAAGCCUAAUAGAGGAUAUAAAAUGUUCACUAGGAAUAAAUGCCCUGUCAUGGUCACAAUGGGACUGAUGCAUACUAAAGGCUAUAGUGUCCACAGUCUAUUUACAAAGGGUGUACUCUCUCUUAUGGUUGUUAAUGUGCAUCUAGUAAUUGAUUUAGAUAAUGGAAACAUAGAAUGAGACUUAAGAUUGUUUAGUAGCCUAAUAAUUGUCACACUUUAGAUACAGAUAUUAUGGCUCCCAUGCCUAUGAUUGUUUUUUAAGAUAAGCGAGGCAGAGUGUGGCCCAACUUCUAGAGUAAAACAAACAAACAAACAAACCUCAGUAUUUCACCUGUCAGUUAGUAAAUGAAGGUGCUGCACUUCUUUAAAUUAGAAGUACAGUCCAACAGUUUAGUUUAUUGCCUAUGUGACCUACUCUGAACCUAGCCCAUUGGCCCCAAAACAAGCUCUGGGAGAUGCCAUCUUCGGUGGAGUUUGCUUAGACGCUACCUGCGGUGCCCAAGCGCAGUUGCACGUGGACAACAGAAGCCUCCAUCAUUCCCCACUCCCACACGGCUCCAGCUCACCACAGGGAGAGCUGGAUUCUCUCAAGUCAAUGUCAAUUCUUGGUUCUUUCUUACAACUGAACAAAGGGAGCCAAAAAAAAAAAAAAAAGGAAUUUAGCGACCUUGGAAAAACAUUUGCAUGAAUGUUCUUCACAAGGGAAUAUAAAGUUGAGUAAAUUUGUGGCAUUUACUGAGAAAAGGGUAUUUUUUCCAAAUUCUUCUAUUCCUGUGGGUGAAAAUAAAAAAUAUAUUUGUGAAACUUUCAAUGCCAAAAUUCUUCUUCAAUUUUCCUUUUAUUGCUGUUCAUACUAUUAGUUUCACUGCAGUGACAAGGUAUACAUUUUAACCAGGAUAAUGCUAUGUAAUGUGAAUAAAGUUUAUGAAAAAAUGAUAAUCCAGGCAAUGUAUUUUUUCCCUCAAUAGUAGAAGAUAGGCAUACUUAAGGUCCUUUGUUGCAAAGCUCAAUACACUGAAAAAUGUGCUUUGAGCCCUCAGCUGGAGAGAGAAAAGAAAAGGGUAGAAUAGUAUCGCCUCUCCACAGUACUUUAGUUUCU
Messenger RNA from Phyllostomus hastatus (greater spear-nosed bat), 4458 nucleotides. RefSeq names its product phospholipase A and acyltransferase 1 (gene PLAAT1). The coding region runs from base 325 to 834 and encodes 169 amino acids. The transcript has 6 exons. Gene Ontology annotation, cellular component: cytoplasm. NCBI's taxonomy places the organism in Eukaryota, Metazoa, Chordata, Mammalia, Chiroptera, Phyllostomidae. Gene Ontology annotation, molecular function: A2-type glycerophospholipase activity; glycerophospholipid phospholipase A1 activity. The record is from RefSeq and is a predicted model, not a curated record. Gene Ontology annotation, biological process: N-acylphosphatidylethanolamine metabolic process.